Messenger RNA from Trichomonas vaginalis G3, 2145 nucleotides. Its product is annotated as Ankyrin repeat family. Lineage: Eukaryota; Parabasalia; Trichomonadida; Trichomonadidae. Bases 1 to 2145 code for a protein of 714 amino acids. The record is from RefSeq and is a predicted model, not a curated record. Gene Ontology annotation, molecular function: protein binding. The transcript has a single exon.
AUGAAUCUGAAUUACGAAUACAUUGCUUCUCAUAUCAGUGAUUAUCUUAACAAUGAAAACUUCUUUGAUACAUUCGAUAGAGAGGAUAUAAAAACAAUCAUGAAAUAUUCACAUUUGACAGUUGAUGAGUACGCUACUCUUCUGAAACAGUCUUCGUCAACUAUGUGUUUCAAAGAAUUAUAUAUCUGUGCACGAAAAGCCAAUGUUAUUAUUCAAAAUCUCGAUGACGCCGUUUGCAUUCUUCAAACUGUCAAAAAAUACAUGAAAUUCGAUACAUUUGAUGGUAUCAUUGAUAUCUUAAAUCAAACUGGCAAAGAUUCUCGUGGAUCUACAAAAAAAAUCAAAAAGCGUCAAACAAAAUUAAAUUCGUUACAAAAUCAAAUACAAAAUUCAGACAAAGCAGCUACAGACACUCGAACUAAUGAAAAUUCAAACCUUUCUAAAGAUAUUUUAAUCCAAAUCGCCGAACUUAAAAAAUCUGAUGAUUUGGGAAGCAUUUACAAAUUCCUUGAUGAACUUUCUGCAAAAGGAAAUCAUGAAAUGAUGCUAAAAGCUUGUGAGGAAGGACUUUGUGAAAGAAGAAAUUGGUCGAGGGAUAAUUUUCUUCAUGGAGCAUGUGAAACAGGAAAUCUUAAUCUUGUCAAAUCAUUCAUCGAAUGUGGCUGCUUUAUCGAACCAUUGAAUAUAUGUGGAUGGACUCCACUCAUUUCUGCAUCAGAAAAAGAUCAUCUUGAAAUUGUUAAAUAUCUUAUCUCAGUUGGAGCUGAUAAAGAAGCAAAGGAUAAAUAUGAAUAUACUCCACUCAUUUAUGCAUCAUCUAAUGGUCGUCUUGAAGUUGUUCAAUAUCUUAUCUCAGUUGGAGCUGAUAAAGAAGUAAAGGAUAAAGAUGGAAAAACUUCACUUAUUCAUGCAACAUCUAAAGGUCAUCUUGAAGUUGCUCAAUAUCUUAUCUCAGUUGGAGCUGAUAAAGAAGCAAAGGAUAAAGAUGGAUCUACUCCACUCAUUUAUGCAUCAUAUUAUAGUGAUCUUGAAGCUGUUAAAUAUCCUAUUUCAGUUGGAGCUGAUAAAAAAGCAAAGGAUAAAUAUGGAAAAACUCCACUUAUUCAUGCAUCAAAAGAAGGUCAUCUUGAAAUUGUUAAAUAUCUUAUCUCAGUUGGAGCUGAUAAAGAAGCAAAGGAUAAAUAUGGAAAAACUCCACUUAUUCAUGCAUCAAAAGAAGGUCAUCUUGAAAUUGUUAAAUAUCUUAUCUCAGUUGGAGCUGAUAAAGAAGCAAAGGAUAAAUAUGGAAAAACUCCACUUAUUCAUGCAUCAAAAGAAGGUCAUCUUGAAGUUGUUAAAUAUCUUAUCUCAGUUGGAGCUGAUAAAGAAGCAAAGGAUAAAUAUGGAAAAACUCCACUUAUUCAUGCAUCAAAAGAAGGUCAUCUUGAAGUUGCUCAAUAUCUUAUCUCAGUUGGAGCUGAUAAAGAAGCAAAGGAUAAAGAUGGAUCUACUCCACUCAUUUAUGCAUCAUAUUAUAGUGAUCUUGAAGCUGUUAAAUAUCUUAUUUCAGUUGGAGCUGAUAAAAAAGCAAAGGAUAAAUAUGGAAAAACUCCACUUAUUCAUGCAUCAAAAGAAGGUCGUCUUGAAAUUGUUAAAUAUCUUAUCUCAGUUGGAGCUGAUAAAGAAGCAAAGGAUAAAUAUGGAAAAACUCCACUUAUUCAUGCAUCAAAAGAAGGUCAUCUUGAAAUUGUUAAAUAUCUUAUCUCAGUUGGAGCUGAUAAAGAAGCAAAGGAUAAAUAUGGAAAAACUCCACUUAUUCAUGCAUCAAAAGAAGGUCAUCUUGAAAUUGUUAAAUAUCUUAUCUCAGUUGGAGCUGAUAAAGAAGCAAAGGAUAAAUAUGGAAAAACUCCACUUAUUCAUGCAUCAAAAGAAGGUCAUCUUGAAAUUGUUAAAUAUCUUAUCUCAGUUGGAGCUGAUAAAGAAGCAAAGGAUAAAUAUGGAAAAACUCCACUUAUUCAUGCAUCAAAAGAAGGUCGUCUUGAAGUUGUUAAAUAUCUUAUCUCAGUUGGAGCCAAUAGAUAUGCAAAGAAUAAUAAAGGAAAAACUGCACUCUCAGAAUCAUGGGGUAAGGUAAGAAUAUAUCUAAGAUCUAUUGGAGCAAUAUAA